AGCACAAUACUUUAUUGAGAUAGCCUCGAUUUCUGAUUCACCGAACACAGCCUUCAUGACUAAAAGGCGUGCAGAAGACGCAUUGUUUGGCGGAGUUCCUACUAAGACGUGUUAUGGUUCACUUUGUAGUCUAGACAUGCAACUGAAAGGCAGCGCUACAUCUGGGCCAGUUGAUCCGCCAUCUCUGCAAGCUCUCCUGGGAAGCCGCUGCAGAAAGAGACCCUAUUCCCCUGAAGAGGCAGACGUGCAGGAAUCAGUUCUUAAUCGCAAACCUGCAACGGAUGAUCCAGGCAAUCACGCAUUAAACAGUGCAAUGGCCGACAGUUCUAGUAGCAGCCGAGAUCGGUCGACGUCUCCCACGCGGAACAUCGCCAAGAAACGUGCUCGGGAUGAUGAGGAUGUGCCUCAGAAGACCGUUCCAAAAGUUGCUAAACCAAAUAACGACAAGAACGACGACAGCGAAGACAUCAGUUUUAACUAUUUCCAGUUCUGGAGAACCCCUUUGCCUGCCUUAGAUCUAUCGCUCCUGGAGGAUGAAGACUCCAAAUCAGAGUCCAGGAAAAAUGUGACUGCGAAAGAUGGCAUGGAAACAUGAAUAUCGUCAACACAAAACCGUCGAUACACUAGUCUAUAACAAUGUGAUAAACUGACUUCCCUUCUGUUUCUGCUAAAAAAAAAGUCAUUGACAACAUUCCAUGUGUUGAGGUCGCUUCUGAGGAGGCUGCAUAUUGUUGUUUUGAUUUUGGAAAUAUUCCAGAAUUCUUCUUUGGUUCUUCAUGUAGACCUACAUCUCUUUCAGUCUAGACACAAGUCGAACAUCCUAUUUAUUUUUUUUGACAGUAUUAACAUAAUUCCAGAUAUAAGUCACAAACAACCGACACAGUCAGACAUAGAGAGCGAUGCGGAAACAUAAUGCACCCACUAGACUUGAAAUACAUAAAAAUGCUUGCACUCCAAGCCAAUCAAUUCUGGUUAACUGUUCUCGUCCAUCUUUUGUUGUUUUGAUGUGAUCUCCAAUUCCAUAUUGCUCUUGCAUCAUGAAUGUAGUUUGGCUGUAUUUUGUACAUGUAUUUCAGAUCUGAAAACGUCUUCUUGUCCACCCUUCCCUUUUAAGAUGUAAGCGAAUAAUGCAAACACUUUUUUGAAUUGCAGAGAUAUGAUAGACUUCCAUUGUUUCUUAACCGGCCGUGUUGAAUUCCUUAUGUUGUGUUACUGGUCAUGGUACUGCUCUUCGUAGAACACUGUCAGGACAUUUGUAUAAAGUUUUUACAAUAAACGUUUUUAUCCUCAA
Messenger RNA from Gadus morhua (Atlantic cod), 1291 nucleotides. RefSeq names its product WRNPLPNID domain-containing protein. Bases 56 to 595 code for a protein of 179 amino acids. The transcript has 2 exons. The record is from RefSeq and is a predicted model, not a curated record. NCBI's taxonomy places the organism in Eukaryota, Metazoa, Chordata, Actinopteri, Gadiformes, Gadidae.